This is a messenger RNA of Coregonus clupeaformis (lake whitefish), 5226 nucleotides long. Its product is annotated as CREB-regulated transcription coactivator 2. Gene Ontology annotation, cellular component: nucleus; cytoplasm. Gene Ontology annotation, biological process: positive regulation of transcription by RNA polymerase II; protein homotetramerization. Gene Ontology annotation, molecular function: cAMP response element binding protein binding. NCBI's taxonomy places the organism in Eukaryota, Metazoa, Chordata, Actinopteri, Salmoniformes, Salmonidae. The record is from RefSeq and is a predicted model, not a curated record.
UCGUUCGGCAAAGAUGUCUGCUACGGAUGUAGGCGGUUGUGGACCCGGACCAGGACCCUGUUCGGGUGCUGGGUCCGGGGCAUCAAACCCCCGAAAAUUUAGCGAGAAAAUAGCUCUACAUACCCAACGUCAGGCUGAAGAGACUGCCGCUUUUCAGGAGGUUAUGAUGGACAUCACCUCUACCAGGAUCCAGGCUCAGAAAGUGCGUCUGGCUAGAACCCAGGGCCCGUACUACGGGGGCUCCCUACCCAACGUUAAUCAGAUUGGCAGGAACCCAGGCGACUUUCAGGGUUUGUUCCACUCUAACUUGGACUCCAGUCGCUCCACACGACACCACGGCCUGGUAGAGCGGGUCCAGAGGGACAGAAGCUUCAUCUCCCCAGUGCGCCCCUACAGGAGACAAGUGGACCGCUCUCCAUACAACUCAGCCUAUCUGUCCCCGCCUCCGGACUCCAGCUGGAGAAGGAACUGUUCGGGCAACUUCCCAGGAGACAAAAGCCAGUUGUUUCGCCUCCCCACCACGGCACUCAACAGGACCAACUCAGACUCUGCCCUACACACCAGUGUGAUGAACCCACCUGCAGGAGACACCUUCAGCGCUGGACACACACUCACCCCUCAGGGCAGACGCACUGGUCAGAGUGAAGGAGAGGGGAGAAGAAUGUUUCCGUACCCAGUUCCCCCUAUUGAGGAGAACGUUCUGGAUCAGGGUAAACUGCUCAAGCCCUGGGACACCAAGAAGUUGCCCCUGCUGUCUUCUCGACCCAAGUCCUGUGAAGUUCCCGGUAUCAAUAUCUUCCCCUCCCCGGACCAGCAGUCCAGCACCCCCCAUGCUCCCUCAGCCCUGAACACGGGGGGCUCCCUGCCCGACCUGUCCAGCCUGCACUUCCCCUCGCCACUGCCCACCCCGCUGGACCCAGACGAGCCGGGCUACCCGUCCCUGAGUGGGGGCAGCAGCACGGGCAACCUGGCCUCCACCCUCACCCAGCUGGGCAUCAAUGCCAGAAAUGCCUUCCGCCACUCGCCAGGUCUCCUAGCAUCUCUUCAGGGCACUCUCAGUAACCCCUCCCUGCAGUCCUCGCUAAGCAACCCCAACAUACAAUCAUCUCUCAGCAGCCACUCCUUCCCCAACUCCCUCAGCUCCACCUCCUUGCACUCAUCGCUUAGCAACCCUUCCCUGCAGUCCUCCCUUAGCUCCUCCCCCUCCCUCCAGUCUUCCCUGAGCAACCAAUCCCUGCACUCCUCCCUCAGCAAUUCCUCCUUGAGUGGCCAGUCCCUCCAGACGACGGCCAGUAACCCUAGUUACAGUAGCGGGGUGGGAGGGUCCGGCUCGUGCUCCUCUUAUUCGCCACUGCUAACUAGCCAGGGGCAGUCACCACUCAGCACGUCGCCACGGAGACGAGCUCAGCUCUCCCCUCUGAUCCUACCCAUGGGAGGGGAGUCUCGCAGGCACCACUCCAAACAGUUCUCCCCCACCAUCUCUCCUAACUUGUCCUCCAUAACACAGGGCGUCCCUCUGGACACCAGCAAACUGCCCAUGGACCAGAGGCUCCCUCCCUACCCCUUCAGCCAUCCCCAGCAGCAGCUUCAUCAGCCAGGUCCUCCAGCAUCCCAUCAGCCCCAGCAGGCCUCUCAAGCAGGACAACAGCUCUCCCAGCCGUCCAUGGUACUGCAACAACAACAUCAACAACAGCACCAACACCAUCAGCUGCAUCCGCAAAUCCAGCUGCACCAGCAGCAACGUGCCCAGUCUCAGCAGGCCCUCCAGCAGCUGCACCUGCAGAACCUGCGCAACUCCCAGAAUCAGCAGAUGCAGCACCUGCAGCAGCAGCAUAGGGUGUCGGUCAAAAUUGAGAUGCAGGGUGAGCAGGGACAGAACUCCCAGUGCCUACAGACGCAAGACCCGCGGUCGACCCAGCAGCUACAACAACAGCAGCUACAACAACAACAACAGCUGCCUGAGUUCACUUUUGGUGUUUUGUCCCCGUCUCAGUUCAACAUGGAGACUCAGGGAGACAGCCUGUCGUUCAACCAUGGUGGCUUGGGCAGUGGGAGUGGUGGAAAGGGCCAGGAGGAAUCUUACCACCCCAACCAUGGCUUCCUGGAGCUCCACGACUCAGGGGAUAGGCAGCACCUUAACAACCAGAACUUCGGGGGAGAGGGAUGCCACAACGUCCCUAACAUCAUCCUCACAGGAGACAGUUCGUUGGGCCUCUCCAAGGAGAUCGCCAGCGCCCUGUCCCACGUGCCAGGGUUUGAGAUGGACUCCUUUGCCCUGGACGACCCCCUCAGGAUGGACCCCCUGGCCCUUGAGGGGCUGGGCAUGCUGGACAGGGACCUCAUGCUGACCGACCCCGCCGUGGAAGACUCCUUCCGGUCCGACCGCCUAUAGUGACACCCCCCCCCAGACUGAAGUGGAACAGGUGGGGUUGAGCCCUGCUUUGCAUCCCCUUCCUUGGCGAUCGACCCAACGCAUGAUCUGGGAAUAAGACGUCAGGUGGGAUGUUUUGGACAGUCUAGUGCAGGGUUCUCUGACUGGUCCUGGAGAGCAACUGGGGAGCAGGCUUUUGUUCCACCACAGCACUAAUACACCUAUCAAAUAAUCAGCUAAUCACAGUCUUCAAUCUGGACCUUGAUUAUUUGAAUCGGUGUCUUAGUGCUGGGCUUGAAUACAAUACUGCAUGCUCUGUAGCUCUCUGGGACCAGAGUUGGAGGCACCUGGUCUAGUGGGGACCUCACCACAUGCAUUUCUGUGAGGGUGGUGUGGUGGGGAAGGUUGGAGGAAGGGACUGAUAUGUCAGUGGUGGAGCAAGUUUGUUUCGAGGUUCUUUCCGCUACAUCCAGGCACUUAUCGGAAACGCACUUGUGAUGCUUAAGAGAAAAAAGAAAAUGUAGGCAUUAGCUUGUACGAGUCUUAUCUGCAUGUAAACAAAUGCACUUCGGUUAAUGCAUAAACGCAGGGAUCACGCAUGAGGUCGGUUACACUUGAAAAUGCCAUCUUAAAAACCAUACAAUAUGCAUUCUAUAAGACAGGACUUUUCUGACUGGUCUUUCGGCUUUGUCUGUCGGUGUUCCAUCAUUCCAACGCCAGUAUGGGGAGGCUGGAAUAUCGGCCAUGUUCGCCAUCAUUCUACUGCAAGAACAUACCGUAGAUCUGGGGUAUUUUUGGAUUACGUCAACCCAACCAGAGACUGUUCAACCAAUAGUGGCCAAUUGACAUGUCUAAGUGUUUCUAUUUUACUUAAGUUUGGUAAAGGUAAUUCAAUGGCGGACCUUGCUAGCUAUAGUUCAGAUAUAGUUCAGUCUUUCAACGGACAAAGAGAAGAAAGUGUUUUUUUGGAGAGGUGACUUUCUCAGUCACUCAGGACAAGUUGGCACUUAUGGGGCCAUUUUAGUGUCUGGACGGCAUAUUCAUCUGUAAGAUUAUCACUGUGGCUGUGUUCAAGACCCAGCUAAAUUGACCUUUCUCAUUUGACCUCUCAGUUAGUCUGUCAACUCGAAUCGUCUUGAUGGUUCCGAAUCUCAAAAAUGACUAAAUCAAUCGUCUAAGGAUAUUGUCCUCAUAUUGAACCAAGUAGUCCAUAGAAUCCAUUAUCCAACUCCCCUGUCUAUAAAAACAACACAUAAAAUAACACAUUUCACUGCACCUAUCCGGUGUAUGUGAUAAUAAAACAUGUUUUGUAUUAUUUUUUUAUAUGUCCCAACAUGGCAGCUGUUGCCAUUCUGCCAGCCUGCUUCUAUACCAUUGAUCUUCUCUAUAAGCUUGAGCCGAGGACCUUUUGCUAUGUACCACCCCUGUGUGCCUGCUAUACUACUAGCUCUCCCUCAGAUCUUAGACCUACCCUCUUCUGCACAUUCCCUUUAAAGCAACUAGGGACUGUUUGUUUUUAAAUGUGUGCUAUUCACAAAGUGUCUGCCUUCCAUCAAGAGAAUUGGCAUUGUAUUGAGGGCAAAAGCCCUCAAUACAUUUCAGUGACAUGAAUUGGAGUUGUGUGUUUUAUCAUUGAGUAAUUGGGAAACGGCAAGGCCAAAACCAAGUAGACGAAUGCAUAGCUACAUUUUUGCCAUAAUAUGUAUUUGAACUGCUACUACUAUCCUUAGGCCUUGGAGCUUUAGUGUCCGUUUUAGUCAGGUAAUCCUUGCCACUGUGAUUGACACCUCUAACCCCUCCCACCUGCUGCACCUGUCUUGCCACAGCAAAAGCCAUAGCCAGAUUAUAGUAACAUAUUUUUAUGUAACAAAGUAGUUAUUAAUAUGAAGUUUUAUUUUUUAAUCAAAGGUGGUCUAUAUGUCUUUGUAUAUAAAUGUAUAAAUAACUGAGAAUAUAUUUAAGAGAAGCCUUUUGGUUCUGCAACACCCUGAAACCGGUUGCAUGAUUUGAAAAGCAACAGGUUCUGAACAAUGUAGUCCAUUAGCUAUGCAAAAUGUUCUUGUGCAUGUCUCGUGUGACUGUCUGGGAGUUGUCAAAUACAUUUUCUGGCAUUUUUAUCCUUCAUUUAGUACAUUUGCAAAUAGAACAUUUGCAUCAUACUAUUGUAGUGAAAAUACAUUUUUAAAUAUAUAUUUUUAGCUUUUCAUGUUUUUUAAAUGGUCAUAUUUUGCUUUGGUGACAAUGUUUUGAUAUUGGUGUCUAAAGUAAAGACUACUGUGAGUUUGUUGUGUGGCAGCAACAGGAAGUUAGAGCGCUUGAGAUAAUAUCGUUGAACUUUCAUAAUGACAAAGAUAAUGAAGAUCAGCCCUUCUUUCCAGUGUGGACUGAAAGAGGCCAUGUUUGACAGACUUAAUAAAACACAAGCGUUGCAACUUGGAUAUAGAAAGCUGUAUGCAACUGUUACAUCAUCAUAGAUUGGUGGUAACACCCACCCUAAAAUAAAGUAGUGCUGUUCCGAAGUUGUUCUAACAUAGUUUAACCCCCUUAUUGACAGAUAUUGAAGUAUCGCUUAUUACCGGUAUGUUUUAUUUCAACCAUAUUGCUUUUACACUGAUCAUAUGCGCCAAAUGCAAAUCUGUUUUGACAGGAGUGGUGGUUUGAGUAUCAAACCUAUGGUAAAACCCAUUCACCACUGCCCCCUAUCCAACAGUAAUAGUGUGGGUUUGCAAAGGUGUGCCUCUGUGUAUAUCUUGCUUCUUACUAGGCUGGUGGUGUUGGUAAGACCACAAGGUAGUUUUGAAGAGGCAUAAUAAUGCAUUUUCGAUUUAGCCAUUUAAACGUUUGCGUGAAAAUCA